Messenger RNA from Colletotrichum abscissum, 1227 nucleotides. RefSeq names its product glutathione S-transferase domain-containing protein. The coding region runs from base 1 to 1227 and encodes 408 amino acids. Lineage: Eukaryota; Fungi; Ascomycota; Sordariomycetes; Glomerellales; Glomerellaceae. The transcript has 4 exons. Gene Ontology annotation, cellular component: nucleus; cytoplasm. The record is from RefSeq and is a predicted model, not a curated record. Gene Ontology annotation, molecular function: translation elongation factor activity. Gene Ontology annotation, biological process: translational elongation.
AUGGCGUUCGGAAAGCUCUUCACCUACCCGGCUAACCCCCGCACCACGGCCAUCCGUGCCGUCGCGAAGGCCAACAACGUCGACCUCGAGUUCAUCGAGGCUGACCCUACCAAGCCCUCCGUUGAGCACCUCAAGGCCAACAAGCUCGGCAAGGUCCCCGCCUUCCUUGGCGAGGAUGGCUACCCUCUCUCUGAGUGCAUCGCCAUUGCCAUCUACAUCACCUCCCAGAACGAGAAGACCACUCUCCUCGGCAAGACCAAGCAGGACUACGCCUCCAUUCUCAAGUGGAUGUCCUUUGUGAACUCCGAGGUCCUCCCCCCCAUGGGCGCCUGGUACCGCCCUCUCCUCGGCAAGGACCCCUACAACAAGAAGGCUGUUGAGGACUCCUCCAAGGUCGCCCUCAAGGCCAUCAAGGUCAUUGAGGAGCACCUCCUCAGCAACACCUACCUCGUUGGCGAGCGCAUCACCCUCGCCGACCUCUUCGCCGCUGGCAUCAUUGCCCGUGGCUUCGAGUUCUUCUUCGACAAGGCGUGGCGCGCGGAGAACCCCAACGUCACCCGUUGGUACCAGACCAUCAUCAACCAGGACAUCUGGACCGCCGUCACCGAGAAGCAGGAGUUCCUCGAGACCCCCAAGCUGACCAACGUCGCCCCCAAGAAGCCUGAGCAGCCCAAGAAGGAGGCUGCCCCCAAGCCUGCCCCCGCUCCCGCUGCUGAGGAGGCUCCCGCCGCCCCUAAGCCCAAGCACCCCCUUGCUGAGCUCCCCCGCGCCACCUUCGACCUUGAGGAGUGGAAGCGUCAGUACUCCAACAUCAAGAACCACGAUGAGGCCAUGCAGUGGUUCUGGGACAACGUCAACCUCGAGGAGUUCUCUCUCUGGAAGGUGAAGUACAAGUACAACGACGAGCUCACCAUGACCUUCAUGUCCAACAACCUCAUCGGCGGCUUCAACAACCGUCUUGAGGCUUCCCGCAAGUUCAUCUUCGGAUGCGCUGCCGUCUACGGCACCAACAACGACUCCGUCAUCGAGGGCGCCUUCGUCAUCCGUGGCCAGGACUACAAGCCCGCUUUCGAUGUCGCUCCCGACUACGAGAGCUACGACUUCGAGAAGCUUGACGCUUCCGCACCCGAGACCAAGAAGUUCGUCUCUGACUCUUGGGGAUGGGAGGCUCCCACUACCCACAACGGCAAGGAGUACCCCGUUGCCGACGGCAAGGUCUUCAAAUAA